This is a messenger RNA of Stereum hirsutum FP-91666 SS1, 4114 nucleotides long. RefSeq names its product calcium transporting ATPase. Gene Ontology annotation, cellular component: plasma membrane. Lineage: Eukaryota; Fungi; Basidiomycota; Agaricomycetes; Russulales; Stereaceae. Bases 1 to 3900 code for a protein of 1299 amino acids. Gene Ontology annotation, biological process: endocytic recycling; phospholipid translocation; intracellular protein transport. The transcript has 22 exons. Gene Ontology annotation, molecular function: ATPase-coupled intramembrane lipid carrier activity; magnesium ion binding; ATP hydrolysis activity. The record is from RefSeq and is a predicted model, not a curated record.
AUGAGCGACGACUUUGUCCGCCUCGUCUCGACCGCAAACCCGGCCUACCAACAGACCUCGAACGGCUACCCGCCCUCGUCCUCCAAUUCCCCAUACUCCAACAACAACUACCAGACCCAGUCGCCCCAGCUCCUCGACCCCUUCUUUGACGACGAAGACGAGUACAAUACCCCACAACAGUCCUCCCGCAAUGCACCAGAUUCCGCUUUUGGCUCCUUUCCUCCCAUGCAGAGCAAGGAGAGCAACAUCCAUCUCACUUCCGCCGCCGCACCCCCAGCCGGCGCCUCCAAGCUCUCUCUUUCUACCAACGGCGCACCACAAGGCUGGACAUUCGACGAUGACGAAUCCGUACCCUCACAACCUGGGCCAACAACCAAGAAACGUGGCUUCGCCGACAGGCUCCGGCAUACCAAGUUCAAGUGGCCCUGGAAGAAGGAGGCCGUCCUGACAGGAGAACGUCUCGUAGCCCUCAACCUCCCGGAAGCAAAUGCAGAGUUCAUCUCGAACUAUGUCUCCACCAGCAAAUACAAUCUCGCCACAUUCCUCCCCAAAUUCCUCUUCGAGCAAUUCUCGAAAUACGCCAACUUGUUCUUCCUAUUCACCGCGUGUAUUCAGCAAAUACCGGACGUAUCUCCCACGAACAAAUGGACGACUAUAGCCCCGCUUUCUGUUGUCCUCUUGGCUUCAGCGUACAAAGAAGUCCAGGAAGAUCUGAAACGGCAUCAAUCAGAUUCGGACCUCAACUCCCGUCCUGCCAAGGUGCUGACUCAAAGCGGGACUUUUGAGGUCAAGAAGUGGAAGAAUAUCCAGGUUGGCGACGUCGUACGGAUAGAGAACAACGAUUUCAUCCCGGCCGACCUCAUCCUCCUGGCCUCGAGUGAACCGGAAGGAUUCUGUUAUAUCGAAACGUCCAACCUCGACGGUGAAACGAACCUGAAGAUCAAGCAAGCCUCUCCUCACACAUCUUCCCUUACAUCUCCCCAUCUUGUCACAGCCCUUCGGGGAUCUCUCCGCUCCGAACAACCCAACAACUCACUCUAUACGUACGAGGGUACAUUCGACAUCACCACACAGGCUGGCUUCCCGAAGCAGAUUCCCCUAGGACCCGAUCAACUACUUCUGCGAGGCGCCCAGAUCAGAAAUACACCUUGGGCGUACGGGUUUGUCGCUUUCACCGGGCAUGAGACCAAGCUAAUGCGAAACGCAACCGCUGCACCCAUCAAGAGAACUGCAGUCGAGCGACAGGUCAAUGUUCAAAUCGUUUUCUUGUUUAUACUCCUGUUGCUGCUUUCCUUGGGAUCGACCAUCGGCAGUAGCAUCCGGACAUGGUUCUUUUCGAACCAACAAUGGUACCUGCUCGAAACUACCUCACUUUCCGACAGAGCGAAAAGCUUUAUCGAAGAUAUCCUCACUUUCAUUAUUCUCUACAACAAUCUCAUUCCUAUCUCCCUCAUCGUUACCAUGGAAGUAGUCAAAUUCCAGCAAGCACAACUCAUCAACUUCGACCUCGAUAUGUACUACGCACCCACGGACACCCCUGCCCUCUGCCGAACGUCGUCCCUCGUCGAGGAGCUCGGCCAGAUCGAAUACGUCUUCUCCGACAAGACCGGUACCCUCACCCGUAACGAGAUGGAGUUCCGGUGCUGUUCGAUAGCCGGGCAUGCCUAUGCCGAUGAAGUCGACGAGAGCAGACGAGGUGGCGAGGGUGGCGUUGCGGAGGACGGGAAGGAACCUUGGAGGACGUUCAAGGAGAUGCGAGGGUUAUUGGAACGCGGCAGUCAGAAUCCGUUCUCGGACUUCUCGGAGGGCGAUGCCGGAGGGGCAGGCUCGGUCCAGGCGAGCGCGAAGGAGGUGGAGGUGUUGAGGGAGUUCUUGUCGUUGCUUGCGGUUUGUCAUACGGUCAUUCCGGAAGUGAAGGACGGGAAGAUGAUUUAUCAGGCGAGUAGUCCUGACGAGGCUGCGUUGGUCGCGGGCGCAGAAUUGCUGGGAUUCCAGUUUCAUACCCGGAAGCCGAAGUCGGUCUUUGUGAACGUACUAGGCGAAUCGCUGGAGUACCAGAUCUUGAACGUUUGCGAGUUCAACUCGACACGUAAACGCAUGUCUACCGUCGUUCGAUGCCCCGAUGGCUCGAUCAAACUCUACUGCAAAGGCGCUGACACCGUCAUUCUUGAACGUCUGAGCCCGAACCAGCCUUACACCGAUAAGACCUUGGCCCACCUUGAGGAAUACGCCACGGAAGGCCUCCGGACGCUUGCGAUCGCUUACCGUGACAUACCAGAAUCGGAGUACAAGCAAUGGGUGUCUAUCUAUGACCAGGCCGCUGCGACGAUCAAUGGACGCGGUGACGCCCUCGACAAGGCGGCUGAGAUCAUCGAGAAGGACAUGUUUUUACUGGGUGCCACGGCCAUCGAGGAUAAGCUGCAGGAGGGAGUGCCCGAUACUAUCCAUACCCUCCAAGCGGCCGGUGUCAAGGUGUGGGUAUUGACGGGAGACCGACAGGAGACUGCAAUCAAUAUCGGGAUGUCCUGUCGAUUGAUCACCGAGUCGAUGAACCUGGUCAUCAUCAAUGAGGAGAAUAUGCACGAUACCAAAGAGACUCUCGAACGACGGUUAACGGCCAUCAAGAAUCAACGAAGCACCGGCGAGCUUGAAGACCUGGCUUUGAUCAUCGAUGGCAAGAGUUUGACCUUUGCGUUGGAGAAGGAACUUUCCAAGACCUUCCUUGAGCUGGCGAUUAUGUGCAAGGCCGUCAUUUGCUGUCGUGUAUCGCCCUUGCAGAAAGCUCUUGUCGUCAAACUCGUCAAGAAGAACCAAAAGUCGAUCCUUCUGGCUAUUGGCGACGGUGCGAAUGACGUGAGCAUGAUACAGGCCGCGCAUGUGGGCGUAGGUAUCUCUGGAGUCGAGGGUUUGCAAGCUGCUCGUUCUGCAGAUGUCGCCAUCUCUCAAUUCCGGUUCUUGAAGAAACUGAUGCUUGUGCACGGGGCUUGGAGUUACCAGCGACUUUCGAAACUGAUCCUCUACUCAUUCUAUAAGAAUAUCACGCUGUACAUGACACUCUUCUGGUAUUCCUUCUUCAACAACUUCUCGGGACAGGUCGCCUACGAAUCGUGGACUUUGUCCAUGUAUAACGUUCUUUUCACGGUCCUUCCUCCCCUGGUCAUCGGCGUCUUCGACCAAUUCGUCUCCGCGCGUAUCUUAGACCGCUAUCCUCAGCUAUACAUGCUCGGUCAGCAGAACGCCUUCUUUACUCGGACUGCGUUCUGGCUGUGGGUUGGCAACGCUCUGUAUCACAGUGUCGUAUUAUUUGGAUUCUCCGUAAUCCUGUUCUGGGGAGACCUGAAACAGGCAACCGGGCUCGACUCAGGCCACUGGGUGUGGGGGACCAUGCUCUACCUUGCCGUUCUACUGACUGUCCUCGGAAAAGCGGCGUUGGUUUCUGAUCUUUGGACAAAAUACACGGUCGCUGCUAUCCCUGGAUCUUUCGUGUUCACCAUGCUCUUCCUGCCAUUAUAUGCCGUCGUUGCCCCUGCUAUCGGCUUUUCGCUGGAGUACCUCAACAUAGUGCCGAGGCUGUGGACUGAUGCAGUGCCUUAUUUCAUGCUUCUCCUGGUGCCAAUUUUCUGCCUCAGUCGCGAUAUUGCUUGGAAAUACUACAAGCGGACGUACAUGCCGGCGUCGUACCACAUCGCUCAAGAAAUCCAAAAGUACAAUAUCCCUGACUACCGCCCGCGACAAGAACAAUUCCAAAAGGCUAUCAAGAAGGUACGCGCGGUGCAGCGUAUGCGACGAAACCGUGGCUUUGCAUUCAGUCAGACGGAGAACCCGGCACGGCAGGACCAGUCGCGGCUUAUUCGGGCGUACGAUACGUCGCAAACACACGCACGGCCUUCUGGAUAUUAGACCUGCGAGAGGGGGGUUGUGUUGUUCGCUCUUUUGUCUUGUCUGUUGUCAUCUUUUGCUUUGCUCGGACAUCUUACUAGUCCUUCUUCAGUCCGUUAUGUUGUUCGAUGGUGGAUGCGGGUGCAUGGACAGUAUGUACUUUAGUUUAGGUCUCCGUAAUCUAGAUGCAUGUCUAGCUUUGUGUUCCAAGGGGAUGAUCAAAUGCCCAAAUCUU